CUGAUCAUUCCUGCUAAUAUCCAUUCUUCAUUUCCAGAUUAAUGGAUGACAAAGCCUACUAAAGAGUCAGUUUGCAUUAUCUUUCAAUACAGAGGAUUCACAAUAAUUACAUAUCAGCAUGGGUAAUUAUUCACGUUUGUUUUUCUGCAUUAACAUAUCCGACUAAAUUUGCUAGUGAAGUCUUGCUUUUGCCAUGUUUCACUUCUGUUUUAAUGUUAACUGUGUGUUUUAUUUUUUAGGUCAGAGUGAAAAGAAACAAGACUGUCACCCCUUAAACUAUAUGGACAGAAACAGCUGACAUAAACACAAAGUAAAGUCCAAAAAAUCCAAGACAGAAACGUUUGAUUAGCUUCUGGAUGUAGGUCGUCAUGAGUGUUAUCAUAAGAGCAGCUGGAAAUUGAAAUUGAACCAUCUAUCACCCCUCAGCUUAGGAAUGAUCCAUUUUCCCCCUUUCAUUCUUUUCUGAUCUUUUUUUCUUCCUUCUUUCAAAAGACAUUCUUGAGUACAAAUAACGCAUUUCUUCUGCUUUGCUUUCUGGUUUUAAUAAUGUCCAUUCACAAAUGCACAAAAAUGUUUAUUGCAAACCAAACCACACCUGAAAAUCUGGAUAUGCAAAUCAUAUUUGAUCAUUUUUGAUAACUGCUUUCGAUCCUGUGUAUGCUGGAACACAUUUACUUCUUUUUAACUUGUCCAUAUAAUAUACAAUAUCCUGAGUGAACCAUUUUUAGCACCGCAAUUGUUUUUCUUUUUUUUUGAUUUUUGUUUUUUUUGGGGGGGGGAUAUCUGUAGAGGUAUUGAUUACUUCCUGCAUGUUCUAUUUUCUCUCAGCUUACCCUUUUUAGUGUCUCUGGCCUCAUUUUAAGCCCCUGUCAAACGUUAGAGAGUAAAUGUUCUCCUAAAUAUCUCACCUGCAUUUGAUGAACAGAUGAAUGAAUGCAAUUUUCUGAAAGACUUAAAAUGCAGACAUUCAUGCUGUUUUAGCCCAAGGAAGCGAUUAACAUUCAUCAUUAGGUCAUAACUUUAAUUAGUUUCCACUUUUCAUGAUAAAUCCUUAGUGCUUUUGUAUAUUUACUAUAUAUAAUUUCCUUAUUUUUUCCCAGCUUGUUGUUAUUUCUCACUUUGGUUACAUAGCAUAAAAUCAGUGUUCUGUAGUUUGGGUUUUUUUUCCCCCUACAUUAUGAUGACGUGUGUUUUGUUUGUUUGCUGUGAUCGGUAUGGACCACACCUGUCAGCUGAAAUCACCCAGUGAGUAACUGUUAUACUACACAUUAUUUAUGUGCAAUUUCCCUGUAAGGAUCAAACAAUCAGCACUGAAAUACUGACCACUUUCCUAUACACGGUUUUACAGUGAUUUCAUGUUUGUCUUGUGUUUUUAAAAAACUCUCUAUCCUGCAAAAGAAGGUGAAGAUAUCACAGAGGGUUUGUAUGGGCAUGUUGUUUUUGGUUUCCUCCAUUGUUCCUUUUUAUCAUAAACUGUAACUUUCCUUUGUUUGCUAUAAGAGACUUAUUUCAGUGCUUCUCUCUGUCUGCUUUCCCAUCCUGCUAUUCAAUGUCUUUUUUUUUUUAAUGGCUCUUUUGUAUGCUUUGGUCCUGUCUAAACCAAGCCUUAUGUGUUUGUACCUUCAGAUUUCGAUUGAUUUGUCCGCUCACAUGCCAAACUCAUGCACUGACACCCAGUCCCAUAGCUCUGCUUUUAAAUAAAGUGAAGUUGCUAUUAGAAUUUAGAGUUUAUAUUAGAGACUAAUAGAUUACAUUAAACUUGGAUAAAAUCUUAUCCAUGUGAGACUGGUAUUUUUAAAAAUGGUUUGUUAGUGCUGCUAUACUUUAGGUCAUGUUGUUGAUAUUUUCAGAAGUAAAGAAAUAUUGAUCUGGAUCUCUUCUGUAUAUCAUGAUGAACCAUCACAAAAUCAUAUUUUGAUUAACCAGGGUUUUUUUUUUUGGCUUUUUAUAUGCAUCUUUUUUGAUGUACACUUCAUGAACACAUUUCUGUGUUUAGAAGCUCAUGUAUGUUACCUGAUAAAACAAACACACUCGUACGCAUGUCACGCACUCGUCAGUAAUGGGAGCUGCACGUGUCAAGCGUCGUUUCAGCGCAGUAGUGGACACUCCUCUUAAUGAGGAGGAAGUCAUGAAGUUGGCUCAGAGUGAUGAUGCUACUGGGGUCUGUACAGGAGAGCUCUCUUCUCCAACUUGCAAUGGCAAGCUGCUUAACCAAAACAAUGGUGGACCAGGGAGGCUCUCUGAGAGAAAUGAGGAAGAUGAUGAUGACGAUGAUGAUGAUUGUGAUGAUAAUGAUGGAGGAAGGUGGCGAGGAAGAGAAGGAGGCUGUGGGUUCAUGCUUGAGGGUGUGACUAGGAGAGAAGGGGGAUGGGAACGAGUUGAAAGGACUUUAUCUGUCUCCCCUUCCUUGUCGACUCCUCUUAAUGCCCAACCUCAUUUCCGGCCUCGCAGCCGAUUUGUGAGCAAAGAUGGCCACUGCAACGUCACUUUCAUCAACAUGAACGAGAGGAACCAGAGGUACCUUUCAGACCUCUUCACCACCUGUGUAGAUAUCCGCUGGCGCUGGAUGCUGGUGGUCUUCACCCUGUCCUUCUUGCUCUCCUGGCUUCUUUUUGGAUUGGUCUUCUGGCUCAUUGCAGCUGCCCAUGGAGACUUAAGUCCCCCACCAUCAUCCUCCAUCACCCCUUCCUCAUCAUCCUCAGCUACCUCAUCUUCUGUGGAUUUACCAGAGCGUCCGGUGGAUGAGCCUGAGGAGCCACUGGAGCCUAACCACUGUUUUCAGGAGGUGAACACCUUCAUGGCAGCCUUUCUCUUUUCUUUGGAAACACAGACAUCUAUAGGGUAUGGCUUCCGGAGUGUGACUGAGGCCUGCCCCCUGGCGGUGCUUGCUGUCGUUUUGCAGUGCAUUGUGGGCUGCAUCAUCGACGCUUUCAUCAUCGGGGCGGUCAUGGCCAAGAUUGCCAAGCCCAAGAAGCGCAAUGAGACCCUGGUGUUCUCAGAUGUGGCCGUAGUAGCUAUGAGGGAUGGGAAGCUCUGCAUGAUGUGGCGGGUGGCAAACCUGCGCAAAAGCCACCUGGUGGAGGCCCAUGUCCGAGCACAGCUGCUGAAGCCAAGGGUGACCCCAGAGGGAGAGUUUCUACCUUUGGACCACAAGGACAUCAAUGUGGGCUUUGACACAGGAACUGACCGGAUUUUUCUAGUGUCUCCGGUGACCAUUGUGCACGAGAUCGAUGAGGAGAGCCCUUUCUUCAAGAUGGACCGGCAGAUGCUGGAGUCAGAUGAGAAUCUGGAGGUGGUGGUCAUUCUAGAGGGCAUGGUCGAAGCCACUGCCAUGACCACACAGUGCCGUUCUUCUUACAUUGCACCUGAGAUUCUUUGGGGUCACCACUUUGAGCCUCUGCUAUUCGCAAAGAAAUCUGGCUACCAGGUGGACUACUCAUACUUCAAUCGAACAUAUAAGGUUCCUGACACGCCAUCCUGCAGUGCUAAAGACCUAGCUGAGAAAAAGUACAUCUUGGGCUCCCGUUCCUCUUUCUGCUACGAGAAUGAAGUGGCUCUGCAGCUCUCUUCUUCUGCCCUUCCCUCCCCCAACAGCAUCUCUCCAUCCCCCUCUUCCGCACCUUCACCCAUUCUUCUCACUCCUAGAGAAGGCAAAUGCACUGAGCACCCAAAAACACUUACUCACCCUCAGCACGGGGGUCAAAAGGCCCUGGGCAUAGUGGAGAAUUAGGGUCACAGAGAGCGUGAAUAGAGGAUACAGAUAGAGUUAAAGGCAGUAGUAGAGUUUCAUGAGGAAAGCUGGUACAAUACACAAAAUGUCUGACAGGAGACAGAAAGGAGAAGGGAACUGAUUAAUGAUACAGGGUCAUAAUCAGAAUAAACAGAGUGGAGGAAGGGAGGUAGUGGAGGUAGUGCCCUUUUCUUGGCUGUCACACCAAGCAAGAAAGAAAAAUAUCAAAAGCUUAAACAUUAAUAUCAACUCAUUGCUGAAAUCUAUUAGGAAAAAAUGAUGAAUUAGAGAGAGUAGAGUGUGUGAGAAUGAGGGAGCACAUUUCUCACAAAGGGUUUGUUCAGAACUGUCCAGAAAAUUUUGCACAAAUGAGGAGGGAGAUUCAGUUAAUUAACGACAAUUAGGUCAAAACAGAACAUUUGAGACAGAGAAAGGACAGAAUUAAAGCAGUUUGGGUGAGAGGGACAGAGAAGCAUAUGGGGAGGGAUUCAGAGGGCUAUUUUAGGAUGAGGAGGGUUGCAACACUGGCCCACUUGGCUGAUUGGACGUGGCAAUCUUUCAAAGUCAGUGUCACUGAUCACUGAGUUCCAGCAGUGGUACAGAUACACAACAGUGAUCUCUUAUGGCUGCAAGAAGUAACUGCACCUCAGAGUGAAAGCCUACUUUUUAAAUUACAGGACAAUUCAAGUUGUGUUUCCUCAUGACGGUGUGACACAGGAUGCACAAGUGUGUGGAAAAGCAACAGUCUCUAUAAAAACACAUCAGCACAAUACAGUGCACAGGACAGUGCCGGACAGGACACAUCGACCAGCAGGAGCUUUAACAGAAUGAACUGUACAACAGACACAAGAUCGAAAAUUUCCAUAGGUGUGUGCAGU
Molecule: messenger RNA, 4608 nt
Organism: Hemibagrus wyckioides
Lineage: Eukaryota; Metazoa; Chordata; Actinopteri; Siluriformes; Bagridae
Gene: kcnj14
Product: potassium inwardly rectifying channel subfamily J member 14
Exons: 3
Coding region: 2060-3730 (556 amino acids)
Biological process (GO): regulation of monoatomic ion transmembrane transport; potassium ion import across plasma membrane
Cellular component (GO): plasma membrane
Molecular function (GO): inward rectifier potassium channel activity
Source: RefSeq, a predicted model, not a curated record